Molecule: messenger RNA, 3294 nt
Organism: Octopus bimaculoides (California two-spot octopus)
Lineage: Eukaryota; Metazoa; Mollusca; Cephalopoda; Octopoda; Octopodidae
Product: ubiquitin conjugation factor E4 A
Biological process (GO): protein polyubiquitination; ubiquitin-dependent protein catabolic process; ERAD pathway
Cellular component (GO): nucleus; ubiquitin ligase complex; cytoplasm
Molecular function (GO): ubiquitin-ubiquitin ligase activity
Source: RefSeq, a predicted model, not a curated record
UCAAAGCAGGAAAUGUUUGUUUAUUGGUAAAUGAGGAUCCAAGUUGUCUGCAAAAAACCCUAACAAAUCAGCACUGGCUGUCUAAGAUCACAGCUGUAGGGCUCGGAUUUAGAUCUACGGAUCUUCCUUUGUGAAUUUUAAACUGGAUAAUGCCAAAUAAAAGAUGAGUGACGAAGAUAUUUCUAGCAAUCCGUUUGCAGCCCUUCUCCCUUUGGGUUCCCAGCCGCAGCAGUACACCAAGAAAUUGUCUGCAAAUGAAGACAAUGUUGUCGAUACGACCAAAACAGAUGACGGUUUGUCUGAAAGAUUUAAAGCCAGUUGUAUUCUAGGAGAAAUAUUUCUUGUUACUUUAGAUCCAGAUGACAUUUACUCUUGUCCUAAAGUUUACUUGAAAGACAUUAACAAUUCACAAACAUGGCUGGAUCUUGACUGUCUUAAUCAGGUUGUGCUUGAACGCUUACUUCUUGAAGAUCCUAAACAGUCCAUACAAUUCGACAGCAAGAGUGCAAAGAGCGAGAUUCACUUGGAGCAAGAUUUGAAAAAUGCAAGUGAACAGAAAUCGUUGCACUAUUUGUUUGGAAGCUUUCUUCGAGCACAACACCUCUUGGUUAAAUAUCAGGGGACCAGUUUUGAACAUUAUAUUAAAGAAUGUCAAAAUGUGGCCUUAACAAAUGCCAAACUGUGUCUACAGCAACCAGAACUUGUCUUGAGUCAAAGCUUGCCAAAUCAAUUCAUCGACAUAUUCUUCAGCAACUACAAGACAGUCUUAGGAGACAACUGUAUGGUGAUGCUCGACUUCUUCACUAGACUUGCUAAUGAAGUCCAUAAAUUUACGGAAGUUGGAUCCGUGAAGGAAGCCUUCCAACCAAUAUUAGAUGUUAUUUAUCAACAUAUGACAACUGAACUCAAUCUUAUGCACGUAGCUCUUUUUGAAUAUCUAGACCUCCUCACAUUCUUCCACAGGUCUGAACCUCUUGCUCUGGCUUUCCUAGAACACAGCACACCACAGGCCAGCACCCCAAAAUCUUAUGAAAAGACAUUACUUGGUUGCAUUCUCUCCUUCAGUUGUAUUCCUGUCUCAGACAGUGGUCCUUACGAGUUCUUCAACAACCCAUCGGCAGGUACCAAAACAGAGAAUGACAUUAUUGAAGCCAAUAUUUGGAAGGCAUUGGCAAACCUUGGUGAUAAAGUCCACCAGUUGUUUCAUGGACUUAUUAAAGUCUCUGACGAAACUCGACAUCAAGUCCUAAAUUGGUUGGCUAAUUGCCUACAUUCUAACGAAGAUCGAGCUAAACUUUGGACCGCUCAAAUAAGAUACCCUUUUGAUAACAUCUACUGUUCUGACCGGUUCUUUCUUAAUCUCUGCUAUGUGAUGUUGAAACUUUGUCAGCCAUUUUGUAAAAACAUUUCUUCGAAAAUAUUCAAAAUCGACCCAACAUACAUGACUGCUGUGGUAACAAGUGAUGAGGAUGCGAAAAAGAGGAACAUCCAUGCUAAAGAUUUAAUGAAAUUAACCUGCUUAAUUUCAAAGCCCGAACAUGAAGAAGAUCUGGCGUCGUCAAGCAACCAAACGUACAAUUUUAUCACAGAAUGUUUCUAUUUAACUCACUUUUGUUUGAUGCUUGGAUUUCAAGUACUCAAUGAUAAGUUUAUGCGUCUCAGCCAAGAGUUGCAUCGAAUUCAGCGUACCUAUGCCGAAGCACACGAACAAGAAGGAGAAAAUGGAAUGCCUCCAAGUAUCAAAGAGCAGUUGGAAAUUGGUGUGACAAUAUUCCUGAGUUUGAAAGCAGCACUUACUGAACCCCAACUUCUUGACAUGUCUCUUCAAUUCCAUAUCACAACAGCAGUCUGGCUCUCUCAGAUUGCUGUCUUCGGCAAGGUGGACAAAAUGAACGCUAUUACAUUCCCUUUAUCAAACAAACCUCCCACAAUUUUAGCAACUAUCCCGGAAAUUACUUUGGACAACUUAACGACUUUCACAAAGUUUGUUACUCAUUAUAAACCUGAAACAUACCAGGCAGCUGGUGAUCGUUUAGAUCACUUGAUGACUGUCAUCCUUGUUUUUAUGGGAAGCCCUGAACGCAUGAGCAACCCCCAUCUUCGAGCUUCCUUAGCUGAAAGCCUGUCAUCCCUUAUACCACCCUCUGAAAACAGACAUGGUAAUAUGAUUGGCCUUAACUUGUUUUAUGAAGGUAAAAUUUUCCGCACACAUUACCUUGCCAAACACGUUGCUGAAAUGUUACUUCAUGUUUUUGUGAGUAUCGAAAUGACGGGACAGAGCGUCGCAUUUGAACAGAAGUUUAAUUAUCGUCGACCAAUGUACGCAGUAUUGGAGUACAUUUGGGAAAUACCGCUCCAUCGAGAAGCUAUUAAGGAAUUGGUUGCAUAUGCAGAGGAGAACAUAGAAGCUCCCAAUGCCCCCCUUUUUUUGCGUUUCAUCAACUUACUCAUCAACGAUGCCAUCUUUUUACUGGAUGAAGCCUUAUCUUACAUGAUGCAAAUUAAAGAGAAACAACAGGAAGAGGAAGCAGGGAUGUGGACAGAGUUAUCGGACGAGCAACAACAAGAGCAGACAUCAAAUCUCCGUCAGAUUAGCAUGUUGGCGAGAUACCACAACAUAAUGGCUAACUCUACCAUCCAGGCCAUAGAAUUGCUGACCACAGACAUCAAGUCCAUCUUUACCCAUGAUUCAAUGGUCACCAGGAUCUCGGAGAUGUUGAAUUAUUUCCUUGUGCACCUGGUUGGCCCAAAACAGAAGAAUUUUAACGUGAAAGACAAGAACGAAUAUGAAUUUAAACCACAGCAAAUCGUCUCUAAUAUCUGCAAGACUUACCUGAACCUUGCUGAAGAUGAGAAAUUCUGUUUCUCUGUUCUCUCAGAUGGUCGUUCGUAUUCUGAAAGCUUGCUGAUUAAAGCAAAGCAUAUCUUGCAUAAAAUUGGCUGGUCUCAGCAAGACAUUGAAAGCUUUGAGGCUUUGGAUCAGAAAAUCAAAGACUUGGGAGUAAAACAGAAAGAAGAGGAUGAAAUGUUGUCUGAAGCCCCUGAUGAGUUCUUGGACCCUAUAAUGGGGACAUUAAUGAAGGACCCAGUCAUCUUGCCAACUUCACAGAAAACCCUGGAUCGAACUGUUAUUGCACGACAUCUGUUGAGUGACCAGUCAGACCCAUUCAGCCGGAAACCACUGACUAUGGACAAGGUCAUACCUAAUGUGGACUUGAAGGACAAAAUCGACCGUUGGUUAAGAGAAAAUCGGAAGCGAAUUAAAGAAUAUUAAAACAUAUUAAAUAAAACUAA